Messenger RNA from Lucilia cuprina (Australian sheep blowfly), 1855 nucleotides. RefSeq names its product cytochrome P450 306a1 (gene phtm). NCBI's taxonomy places the organism in Eukaryota, Metazoa, Arthropoda, Insecta, Diptera, Calliphoridae. The record is from RefSeq and is a predicted model, not a curated record. Gene Ontology annotation, cellular component: cytoplasm; intracellular membrane-bounded organelle. Gene Ontology annotation, molecular function: heme binding; oxidoreductase activity, acting on paired donors, with incorporation or reduction of molecular oxygen, reduced flavin or flavoprotein as one donor, and incorporation of one atom of oxygen; iron ion binding. Gene Ontology annotation, biological process: xenobiotic metabolic process. Bases 230 to 1840 code for a protein of 536 amino acids. The transcript has 7 exons.
UGAUGAUAUGUAUUUAGUUGUUGUUGCUGCCUACAUUGUGGAAUAACACAUUAAGUCCACACUCGUUGUGAAUUUGUAAGUCUCAUCAGUCUGUUAGUCAGUCGGUGAGUAGACGUGUGUAGCAACUGAAGUUGCCUGUCGUUAUAGUUCAAAAAUUCAAAGAGAAUUUUUAAGUGUUUUAAUAAAGUUUUAAAUUAAAUAUUAACCAAUUAAGAAAUCCAUUGAAAAUAUGAAGGAUUAUAAGAAAUGUUUGGAUUUUCUGAAUAAAUUGGAAAUGUCGCUAUUGCACAUUUUUGUCAUAUGUUUUAUUGGCCUUUUAACCUUCAUGUUGUUGCAACAUUUUAAUCGUAAGCGUCAUCAGCCUCCGGGUCCCAUUGGAUUGCCUAUACUUGGCUAUUUGGCAUUCCUGAAUGCAAAGGCACCAUACAAAACACUACAACAAUUAUCAUUUAAAUAUGGUUCAAUAUAUUCAUUGAAAAUGGGAAAAAUCAAUACGAUUGUAUUGACAGAUGCCUCGUUGGUGCGUGAUUUCCUGAGACGCGAAGAAUUUACAGCCAGAGCACCGCUCUAUGUAACUCAUGGUAUAAUGGGUGGUUAUGGUUUAAUUUGUGCUGAAGGUGCUUUGUGGAAGGAUCAAAGACGUCACACUAUUGAUUGGCUGAAAUGUCUGGGCAUGUCGAAGAAAUUCUCUGAAAUACGUUGCGGUUUAGAACAGCGCAUUCUUAAAGGCAUUAGGGAAUGUAUACAGUGGCUUCAUGAUGAUUCUACGAAUUUAUUAGAUGGUGAAGUGAAUCCUCUGCCCGCAUUGCAACAUACUUUGGGCAACAUUAUUAACGACCUAGUGUUUGGCAUCACAUAUGCACGCGAUGAUGUCACUUGGCAUUAUCUUCAAGAGCUACAGGAAGAGGGUUUAAAACUAAUUGGCGUUUCAGGUGUUGUGAAUUUUUUGCCGUUUUUGAGAUUUUUGCCUUCUAAUCAAAGAAGCAUUAAUUUCCUACUCGAUGGCAAGAAAAAAACACAUCAAAUCUAUGAUGAUAUCAUUGAGAAAUGUGAAGAAAGACUAUUGCAGCGCCAGCAGCUUUAUACGCAAAAUGACGAGGAAGCAGAGAAGAACUCUCAACAAAGAAACACUUGUAUUUUAGAAUAUUUUCUUGAAGAAAGAGAGAAACUUAAGAAUUCUAACGAUAAAAAACAAGAAGACAUGGCCUACGAAUUCUUUUGUCCCCAACAACUAAGACAUUUAUUAGCGGAUCUCUUUGGAGCUGGAGUGGAUACUACAUUGACUACGCUUCGGUGGUUUUUCUUAUACGUGGCCAAGGAUGAAAAUAUACAAGAGGAGUUGAGAAAACACCUGAUGAAAUUACCCCAGGAGAAUAUAACGUUAAAUGAUUUAGAACAUAUUGAUUUCCUAAAAGCUUGCUUAGCUGAGACUCAACGUAUUAGAUCGGUGGUGCCCUUGGGUAUACCUCAUGGUUGUGUGAGAGAGGUAAAGAUAAAUGGUUUUACCAUACCUAAAAAUAGUAUGAUAAUACCACUGCAAUGGGCCAUACAUAUGGAUCCUAAAUUAUGGCCAGAACCAGAGCAAUAUCGACCUCAAAGAUUUCUCAACGAAGAGGGUCAAUAUAAUCAACCUCAACACUUUAUACCAUUUCAAACGGGCAAACGUAUGUGCUUGGGUGAUGAAUUGGCCAAAAUGCUUUUACUCCUAUACAGUGGCUUAAUUUUGAGAAACUUUAAGAUAUCUCUAAGCCCCGAAAGUCAAGAUAUUGACAUGCAGGGAGAAUGUGGCAUUACCUUGGCGCCCUUUAAAUAUAAAUUGAAAUUAACUAAAUUGGAAUAAAAACAAAAAUUGGGA